UGACUCUCUCUCUCUCUGAUAACUGUCUUCUGGUUUUCUGGGAUGGUUUGAAGAAGACUUGUAUGUGAUGCUUCCUGCACAGAGACCAGCAGUAUUCCCCCUGGUCACCAUCCCGAGAUUUCAAUGAGGAUAGUAGCCUCACUCCACCCAGGAACAUGAAGGGCUUAUCAGGUGGUCGUGCACCGCACCAGAUUCCCACACUGCCCCCGUGUGGACUGGCGGAGUGCGAGCAUCUCCAUGACCUGCAUGGCAUGCAUGUGUCCGAUCUGCGCCACUCCUACCUGCUCAGCCCCACGGAGACCUGCGCCAUGGACUUCCAUCAUCGUCUUUCCCCCCGCAGCUCCAUUCACUCCGACUGCAUGAUCAUGUCACCCGUGGCGCUAACUUCCACUGCCCCCGCCGACCACGUCUCCAGCAGCACCUUUCCCAGAAUGCACUACAGUUCGCUGUACUAUGACCCAGCUGCCCGGGAAGACUGUGCAGCCAUCACCACCUCAGCCACAUCCGCCGCCGUCGCUGCUGCAACAUCUGCCUCUCACCACGUCAGCAGCAAAAGCAACCGCAUCCCCGCAAACCUGCUGGACCAGUUCGAAAAACAGCUUCCACUUCAUCGUGACGGCUUCCACACACUCCAGUACCAACGCACAUCUGCCGCCACUGGUGGGGAGCAGCGGAGUGAGAGCCCCGGUCGCAUCCGACACCUGGUGCACUCCGUCCAAAAGCUCUUCACCAAGUCCCACUCACUGGAGGGAUCGUCCAAGAUGAAUGGCACCAAAGGUGACAGUGGAGGUGGGGGAAGCCAUCACCAUCACCACGGCAAUCAUCACUCAUCCAAGCAUGGCAGCAGGCGCAGUAAAAGCAAGGAGCGCAGGCACCGGUCAGGGACAGGGGGCUGGUGGAGCUCGGAUGACAACCUAGACAGCGACAGCACCUACCGCACGGCCAGCGCCUUGAGCCGCCACCAUCAUGGUCACAGUUUCCCAGAAUCCAUGCACACUCACUUUGGAGACCACUCUCUCAAAACCUCCAAAAGCAACAAUGACGUCAAGUGUUCGGCCUGCGAGGGCUUGUCCAUGGCACCUGAGGGGAAGUUCAUGAAGAGGAGUUCCUGGUCAACACUCACCGUCAGCCAGGCCAAAGAGGCCUACCGAAAGUCCUCCCUAAACCUAGAGAAGCCCAUGAUGCAUCAGGACCUUAAACCAUCAUUCCGGUCCUCACACUACCUACAGGUGCCUCAGGAUGAGUGGGAGGGUUAUCCAGGGAUUGAGAAGGACCAGGAGAUCCCGUGUCGCCGGAUGCGUAGCAGUAGUUACGUCAAAGCCAUGGGAGAUGAUGAUAGUGGUGAGUCUGAUACCAGCCCCAAGACGUCGCCUCAGAAGACUGUGCGGUCCGAUGCCCUUGUCCUUAAAUCAGCCAUGCAGAGGCCACAUAUAGACACCCAAAGCUCUGGCUACCACUUGCAAACAAGGAGAGAUAUGCGCCCUCACCCCAGCGUGUCUCUGGACCCAGCAACCAACUUCAACCCUCCACAGUUUCGCUCCAGAAACCAGAGCUACAUGCGUGCAGUCAGUACCUUCAGUCAGGCAAGCUGUGUCAGCCAGAAUGCCGCCUCCGCACCCACCCCUGCUGUGUUUGGUGUACACAUGGAGUAA
This is a messenger RNA of Sinocyclocheilus rhinocerous, 1652 nucleotides long. RefSeq names its product disks large-associated protein 2-like. NCBI's taxonomy places the organism in Eukaryota, Metazoa, Chordata, Actinopteri, Cypriniformes, Cyprinidae. The transcript has 5 exons. The record is from RefSeq and is a predicted model, not a curated record. Gene Ontology annotation, molecular function: molecular adaptor activity. Gene Ontology annotation, biological process: signaling. Bases 156 to 1652 code for a protein of 498 amino acids. Gene Ontology annotation, cellular component: glutamatergic synapse; postsynaptic specialization.